Molecule: messenger RNA, 1969 nt
Organism: Durio zibethinus
Lineage: Eukaryota; Viridiplantae; Streptophyta; Magnoliopsida; Malvales; Malvaceae
Product: trihelix transcription factor ASR3-like
Source: RefSeq, a predicted model, not a curated record
GAUGGUUCAGAGUAUUUAGACUUUUCCAUAGAAACUUGAAUCACUAGCCUUAAAAAAUUUUACGCUAAAGGAAGGUGAGCCUGCUCUUUUGUUUACUUUCCAAAAAUAUGAACUCCACUCCUGGGAAGCAUCGUUCUCUAUGUAAAAAUCUUGAGUUCGAAUUUAGCUAAUAAUUCUUUUGUUAAGAUCAUUUUGAAUGUGUGAUUUAUAACGAUUAUUCUUAAAUUAUCAGAUACAUCAUAUUUUAUCUUAAUUUAAAAAAUUAACAAAUCUAUUUAGUUUCGAAUUUUUUGUACCAAAAAAAGAUCCCUCUUUGGACACUGAAGCCUGUUAGGGUUCUUUGUACGGAAAAAAUCUCAUUUGAGAUUAGGCCCCAUUCCCUUUCCACCUAAUACGUUAAACACCCAAAUUAGACCCUUGUCGUCUUCUUCUUCUUCAAGUGGUAGAUUGUAACGUCUGAUCUUAUCAAACCAUUCCCAAAUAGCACUUUCACCCUCAACAGCUGGUAUUUUUAGCUUGUGAAAAUCCAUCUUUGACUGUGAUGGAGCCGGAUCCGAUUAACAUGCAAGAGAAUGCAAGUUGUCUACUUGAUGAAUCACAGGAACAAACAUUUCAUGCCACAGACAGCAAAACAAAUACCAGACAUGUUCGGUGGACUAGACAAGAAACAAUUGUGCUCAUACAAGCAAAGCUUGCCGUAGAGAACAGAGCACGAUCAAGGAGUAGAUCAUUGUCGAUCUUUGCAUCAGACCAGAAUGAGCCUAAGUGGGAUUCAAUUUCUUCCUAUUGUAAACAGCAUGGCUUUGGCCGAGAACCGGUUCAAUGCCAGAAAAGAUGGAGCAAUCUUCUUAGUGAUUUCAAGAAAAUUAAAACUUGGGAGUUACAGAUGGAGAAAGAGGCUGAAUCAUUCUGGUUGAUGAGAAGUGAUUUGAGAAGAGAAAGAAAAUUGCCUAGUUUAUAUGAUAGGGAAGUUUAUGACAUCUUGGAUGGAAAGGGAUUUGCUAUGGCAGCAACUCCAUUGGCACAUGUUACAGCCAUGACAGAAAUAGAUAACAGCAAUAGAGGUCAAGCAGCAAUAGCAGCAGCAGCAGCAGCAGAGGAAAAGCAGGAAAAUGACGAUGAAGAAGCUGAGGAGGAAAUUGGGCAAGGAAAUGAGAAGGAAACUAUUGCAAUGAGGAGUCCUGUGAAGACAGUUAAUACUCCGUCACCUAUUUCAGGUGAAGCUAAGGAAAAGUGUCCAGGCUCAAUAUCUCGAACAGGAUCUAUGGUUCAGGAGGGACUGAAGCGGAGGCGUUUGUCAAUAGAUGGAAGUGAGGACAAUAAUUGGGCCAAGAUUCUAAAAAGGAACAGUAAUAUCCUAAGUUCUCAGCUUGAAGCUCAAAACAUAAACUACCAACUAGAUAGGGACCAAAGAAAGGAGCAAGCUGAUAACUUAGUGGCUGCCCUCAAUAAGCUCACAGAUGCUAUGGUGAGGAUUGCCAAUAAGUUAUAAGUGAAAACCAAGAUAAGAGAUCUUAGCUUCCUGCAACACAGUGAAGCAAAUGUGAAAAUGAUUCCUGGGUUGGUGGCGCAUGCGAAGCUUCAUUAUCUACAGCCAGCCUUUUAAUUUUUCUUUCCAGAUUACUUCCACAGUUUACGACUAAAAUGAGGCACCAGGUAAGAACAGUUCAGUUCUUAAGCUUUUCUUUCAUUAUGAAAAUCAGAUGCAGUUCUCAAAAUUUUGAAGAUUCUGUUUCUAUUGUAAUGCCACAUAAUGAAUUGCUAAACUUAUAGUUUUCUUGUUUAAUUUCUUCUGAAUCCUUAUGAACCUAGCAAAGAAAGUUUAAGGCUUUUAAGCUUCAUUAGCAGUGUUAAUCAAUAGAUAGCCAUAUCUUUCUGUUUAGAAACCUUGAGAGUUGUUAAGACUUUCUUGUAUAUAUUCUUCCAGUCAAGUUGACAAAAAUGAAAGGGAAAGUACAGAAAUUUACCA